This is a messenger RNA of Colletotrichum fioriniae, 2181 nucleotides long. Lineage: Eukaryota; Fungi; Ascomycota; Sordariomycetes; Glomerellales; Glomerellaceae. The record is from RefSeq and is a predicted model, not a curated record.
AUGGAUCCACCACCGUCAAUAUCUCCCAAACGCAAGCAAAUGCCUAUGGCCAACAUCUUUGCCGCAAGGACACCUGCCCCUCCAUCUUCUGCAAUACCCUCGUCCUCACCCGCAUUCGGUACCCCAGUCCAUCCUUUGAAGCCUUUCAAAGUUUCAGCGCCGACGAAACAUGCGAUCCUCCCCAUCAUUCUACCCCCGGCCACACUGCGACCACUGGCAUUCCGAACUUUCACAAAGAAACACAGUCUGACCCUUGCCUCCUCCGCCCUACAAGAACUGGCUACGUUUAUCGGCCGGCAUUGCGGUUCCGCAUGGCGAGAGGAGGGACUCGCAGAGAAGGUCCUGGAGGAGGUGGCAAAGUCAUGGAAAAGCCGCAACGGUGGAGUUAUCGUUGAUGGCGCAAGCCCGGAGCUCAAGGAUAUUCUGAAAAACUUGGAGGGAAACAUGAGCGGGGGCAAAAUUGUGGCCGGCGCCAGAGGCUUGAGUCGACAGAAUAGUCUUCUGAUCGAACCAGGGCAAGAUGCGGACAUGUCAAAUGCGAGAUUGGGUUUGCGGCCGGCACAGGCGUCACUGGCUCGAGAGGACAGCCAACAGAGCUUUGGCAUGUCUAGUUUGGGCGUUGAGGAAGAAGAGGACGACGAGAAUAUCAAGGAUCCGCGGAAGUGGUUCAACGUUAUUGAUGCGUAUGACCAGCCAAGGUACUCUUACAACGUUGCCAAGAAGCACUUCGAGAGCCAUCACAUGCUUUUGGGCAUGUUGAAUGUGCUGCCUGCGGGAGGUCUCGCGAUUAGCGACCUGACUGCUACUAUUGCUCUAGAUGUGUCCCAAGCUGUCGCAAUUCCCGAAGAUUCAGCCUGGUUCGCCCCUGGAAUGAUUGUGCUCGUGGACGGUGUGUACGAGGAAGAAGAGGAGUCCGUCGGCAAGGGACUGAGUGGUAGCAGCGGUGUCGGAGGAACACUAGGCGGCAGGUUCCAAGGUUUCUUCAUUGGUCAACCACCAUGCGAGAAAAGGAGAGCCACAUUAGGAGUCAGCGGUCCCGAUGGCGGUCAAGAUCACACCAUAGGAGGUGGAUUCGGCUGGAUCGAUUUCCUCGGCGUCGGAAGCGAACGAGCCGUCGGAUCCAAGAUGCGGAAGCUCGAGCAGCGGCUACUGCCCCGCCACUCUGCUGAGGAGGUGCCCAGUAGGGGCCGGAUGGUGAUCAUUGGCGAGUUGAACCUCGACCAACCACGAACGUUGCAAGCCUUGCGGAGGAUACUCGCGAUAUACGCAGCUGAGCCCGAAGGCUCAAGCCCCAUGACUUUCGUUGUCACGGGUAAUUUCACUCAGCAUGCUGUCCUUGCCAGGGGUGGCAGCGGCGGCAGCAUCGAGUACAAAGAAUACUUUGACGCCUUGGCCUCGGCCCUAUCCGACUACCCCACGCUCCUCCAAACGUCCACCUUUGUGUUCGUCCCAGGAGACAAUGAUGGUUGGAUCUCAUCGUUCACCGCCGGCGCUGCGACACCGCUGCCCCGAAAAGGAGCACCGGACGUCUUCACAUCACGCAUUAGACGUGUCUUCGCGGCGGCAAAUGCAGAGCUUGGGGCCAAGAGCGAUGGCGAGGCCAUCUGGACAUCAAACCCGAGUCGUCUGACACUUUUUGGUCCGAAUCACGAAGUUGUCGUCUUCCGAGACGACAUCUCAGCCCGCCUCCGCCGCACGGCAGUCCGCCUGAAGUCAUCGAAACAAAAUGCGGGCGAGGAUGAGGAGAACCAGCCUCCCGAGACCGGAAGCGGAGCAGACGACGUCGAUAUGGCAGGGAAUGACCAGGUCGCACCAGAGGAGGCUAUGGAUCUUGAUAAUCCCAGCGAGAAGCCCGCUGUCAAAGAGGUUAACUCGAGCCUGCCUCAAGACAUCCACACGGCGAGGAAGCUCGUCAAGACAAUCUUGGACCAGGGGUAUCUGUCGCCUUUCCGUCAAGCGACCCGCCCAGUACAUUGGGAUUAUGCGACAGCUCUGCACCUUUACCCUUUGCCAACAUCAAUGGUCCUCGUAGACACGACGGCGCCGCCGUUUUGUGUGACGUAUGAGGGUUGUCAUGUCAUGAACCCAGGCAGCAUUCUUGUGCCUGGACGGACGCGGGUCAGUCGCUGGAUAGAGUACGAGAUUGGGAAGAUUGGCAAGUUACGGGAGACGACGUUUUGA